Molecule: messenger RNA, 729 nt
Organism: Cariama cristata (Red-legged seriema)
Lineage: Eukaryota; Metazoa; Chordata; Aves; Cariamiformes; Cariamidae
Product: ras-related protein Rab-10-like
Exons: 8
Biological process (GO): cellular response to insulin stimulus
Cellular component (GO): recycling endosome; insulin-responsive compartment; Golgi apparatus
Molecular function (GO): GTP binding; GTPase activity
Source: RefSeq, a predicted model, not a curated record
AUGGCCAGCUGUCGCAAUGUCACCUUAACUUCAUGUAAUAUAAUUGACAAAAAUAGCCGCAUUGAUUUUAAAGUAAAGCCAGUAAUGUUCAAUGAUACAAGAGUUAAACUUCAAAUAUGGGAUACUGCUGGCCAGGAACGAUUCCAUACACUUAGUACUAGCUAUUUUCGUGGUGCACAAGGCUUUGUUCUUGUAUAUGACAUCACGAAUCUGGACAGUUUUCAAAGUAUAACAAGCUGGAUGAAAGACAUACAUGAGAAAGCAGGUGAUGAAGUGGACGUAAUACUGUUGGGCAACAAGUGUGAUAAGGAGUCAGAACGUGUAGUUCCAAAACAGAAAGGAGAAAAGCUUGCUUGGGAACAUGGAAUACCCUUUUUUGAAACCAGUGCUAAAGAUAAUGUGAACAUUGAGGAUGCAUUCUCAGUCUUGACUAAGGAAAUACUGGAAAAGAAAUCCUGUGUAUUAUAUGACUUUGAUGUUGUGGCUCUAAAUGAAAAACCUUCUGUUUCUCCUUACUCGGUGGCAUUUCAGUUUCUCCAGUCUGCCAGGAUCCUCCUGAGUCGUGAUGCUGUGCUCCAGCGUAGUUGGGAGCCUUUUCCUGUAGAUAUGGUCUCCAGACGUGAGCAAAGUUCCUACGCUAAAUUAAACAGUAUGAAGAGGCAGUGCAAGCCGCUGGCUCCCAAUUGCUCUGAUAAGCGAAGUGAGCCAUUUUACCUACCAAGGGCGAAG